Oncorhynchus keta (chum salmon) is the source of this 2274-nucleotide messenger RNA. Its product is annotated as COP9 signalosome complex subunit 2-like. Lineage: Eukaryota; Metazoa; Chordata; Actinopteri; Salmoniformes; Salmonidae. Gene Ontology annotation, cellular component: COP9 signalosome. The transcript has 13 exons. Gene Ontology annotation, biological process: protein deneddylation. The record is from RefSeq and is a predicted model, not a curated record. The coding region runs from base 16 to 1512 and encodes 498 amino acids.
UCACGAUUCCCUCUCAUGUUCACGCUGCGCAGCAAGGCAUUCACGGCGGAUGACGUAGAAGCGCUAGUAUCUUUGCUGCGACGGGCUGCUGCCACUAACAAGGUUGCUAUCGAUCUAGCUAGCUUCGUAGUAAAGAUGUCUGAUAUGGAAGAUGACUUCAUGUGCGAUGAUGAAGAGGAUUAUGAUCUGGAAUACUCAGAGGACAGCAACUCUGAGCCCAAUGUUGAUUUAGAGAAUCAAUACUACAAUUCAAAGGCUCUGAAGGAGGAUGACCCCAAAGCAGCUCUCAUCAGCUUCCAGAAGGUCUUAGAGCUGGAGGGCGAGAAAGGAGAAUGGGGUUUCAAGGCCUUGAAACAGAUGAUUAAGAUUAACUUCAAACUGACAAAUUUCCCUGAAAUGAUGAACAGGUACAAGCAGCUGUUGACAUACAUCCGGAGUGCAGUUACAAGAAACUAUUCUGAAAAAUCCAUCAAUUCCAUCCUUGAUUAUAUCUCAACGUCAAAGCAGAUGGACUUGCUGCAAGAGUUUUAUGAAACAACGUUGUAUGCAUUAAAGGAUGCCAAAAACGACAGGCUUUGGUUUAAAACCAACACUAAACUUGGGAAGUUGUACCUGGAGAGAGAAGAAUAUGGUAAACUUCAGAAGAUCCUGAGGCAGCUGCACCAGUCCUGUCAGGUGAAGAAACACUCCUCAUCAAUGCAAUCAGAGGUUUUCACAGAGACGGAUGACGGUGAGGAUGACCUGAAGAAAGGCACCCAGCUCUUGGAGAUCUAUGCUCUGGAGAUCCAGAUGUAUACGGCCCAGAAGAACAACAAGAAGCUGAAGGCGCUGUAUGAACAGUCUCUACACAUCAAGUCUGCCAUCCCUCACCCUCUCAUCAUGGGAGUCAUCAGAGAGUGUGGAGGUAAAAUGCAUUUGAGAGAAGGGGAGUUUGAGAAGGCUCACACAGACUUCUUCGAGGCGUUUAAGAACUACGAUGAAUCAGGGAGUCCUCGACGGACCACCUGUCUAAAGUACCUGGUGUUGGCCAACAUGCUGAUGAAGUCUGGAAUCAACCCCUUUGACUCACAGGAGGCUAAACCCUAUAAAAAUGAUCCAGACAUCCUUGCAAUGACUAACUUGGUCAGUUCCUACCAGAACAAUGACAUCACAGAGUUUGAGAAGAUCCUGAAGACCAAUCACAGUAACAUAAUGAAUGAUCCGUUCAUAAGAGAACAUAUAGAAGAGUUAUUACGAAAUAUAAGGACGCAAGUGCUUAUCAAAUUAAUCAAGCCUUACACGAGAAUACACAUACCUUUUAUUUCCAAGGAAUUAAACAUCUAUGUCUGCGACGUGGAAAGCCUCCUAGUUCAAUGCAUUUUAGACGGCACGAUCAACGGCCGCAUCGACCAGGUCAACCAACUGUUGGAGCUGGAUCACCAGAAGAGGAACGGAGCCCGAUACAUGGCUUUAGAUAAAUGGACGAAUCAGCUCAAUACUCUCAACCAGGCCAUCGUCAGCAAACUGGCCUAAUCAGUAGUGUAACUGACGAAAGUUACUAAUUCGAUGUUGAGGAGCGGAGGAGGAGGGGGGUGUAUAUCAACAUGAGUAGUGAGUUAACCCAAUUCGCCUCAUUUACAGUAGCAGAAAGCUUCCUUUUCAAGAUGCCAGUAAUAGACUGAUGAUCUCCACAGCUUCCAAUAUCUAACUUACAGUCACUUCCUGUGAUGUAACAGAUUAUUUAAAGGUAGAAGUCAGAGGUGCCAGUUGCCCAGCUUUUGUUUCUUGGCCUGGGUCCACUCUACUGGUCACAGAUUAAUAGUCCUGAACUAAGGAGCAAGCUCAAUGAGAGUUUUAUUAUUAUUAUUAUUAUUAUUUUAUUUUUUAAGGAGUCAAACUCCUCUUAAUCUGUGGGAAACCGGUCCCUAGUGUCCCAAAACCAACAGAGAGAAGACUGUAAAAAUCCAUUUACUAUCGUGAAACAUGUCCGCUCUACCACAGUAUUGCCCCCUUCUAAUGAAAUGUGAAUACGAAAAUGUAUUGAAGCAUUAAUGAUGGUGAGCAGUGAGAAGGUUUCAUGUCAAAAUCAGCCAUGGCUUUUUCUGCAAGAUGUCCAGGGAUUGGCUGUACAGUCUUUCAUAAAAGGGAGCUCCAGAUGUCCAGUGAUCGCUGUACAGUCUUUCAUAAAAGGGAGCACCAGAUUUCAUGUGGUACAUUGUUAUGACACUGUUAAAAACACAUUUUAUCUUUUGUUUUGUUACUGAAAUAAAAAAGGUAAUUUUUGCUUCACUCUAA